Messenger RNA from Trichomonas vaginalis G3, 249 nucleotides. Its product is annotated as oxidized pyrimidine nucleobase lesion DNA N-glycosylase protein. The coding region runs from base 1 to 249 and encodes 82 amino acids. NCBI's taxonomy places the organism in Eukaryota, Parabasalia, Trichomonadida, Trichomonadidae. Gene Ontology annotation, molecular function: oxidized pyrimidine nucleobase lesion DNA N-glycosylase activity; DNA-(apurinic or apyrimidinic site) endonuclease activity. Gene Ontology annotation, biological process: base-excision repair, AP site formation; nucleotide-excision repair. The record is from RefSeq and is a predicted model, not a curated record. The transcript has a single exon. Gene Ontology annotation, cellular component: nucleus.
AUGUCAGAAGCAUGGAAUGAAAGCACAGGAAUAACAGUGGAUACUCACGUUCAUCGCCUUGCAAAUAGACUUCAUUUUGUUAAAACUAAUAAUCCAAACGCAACAUCUCAAAAACUCAGUGAAAUUAUUGAUAAAGAUCUUUGGAAGGAUGCUUCUCAAGCCUUCUAUUACUAUGGCCAACAAAUUUGUCAAGCAAAGAAGCCUCAAUGUGAUGAUUGCAUUAUAUCGGAUUGUCCAUCUCGAAAGUAA